Messenger RNA from Beta vulgaris subsp. vulgaris (sugar beet), 1924 nucleotides. RefSeq lists its product as uncharacterized. Gene Ontology annotation, biological process: tRNA processing. NCBI's taxonomy places the organism in Eukaryota, Viridiplantae, Streptophyta, Magnoliopsida, Caryophyllales, Amaranthaceae. The record is from RefSeq and is a predicted model, not a curated record. Gene Ontology annotation, molecular function: sulfurtransferase activity.
AAUUGCAAUCCCUCCACCAUUUUCUUGUCUAAACUUCCAAUAACCAUAAAUAUUGAGUUGUUUACCCCCCAAGCAACCGAGUGAGUCUACCCACCGGAAACCAUGCUACUACGACAAACCACCAGAGCAAUAUCACCUCUCUCUCUCCUCCCUUCCCUCUCUUUCUCUCUCCUCUUCCCUCCAAAACUCUCCUUCUUAAACCCUAAACCCUGCUUAAACCCUAAAUUCGCCAACCUCACUUCCAAUUCCAGACCAUUUUCUCUCUCCUCUGCAAUUUCCCCAAUUUCUUCGAGCAAUUCUCAAACCCUAGAUUUCGAUGUCGAACCUUAUUUAUCGUGUUCUAUGCCUGGUAAGCGCCUCAAAGUUGCCGUUCUUAUUAGUGGUGGCGUCGAUAGUAGCGUCGCUUUGAGACUUCUUCAUGCUGCUGGUCAUUCUUGCACUGCUUUUUAUCUCAAAAUUUGGUUUCAGGAGGACUUUGAAAACUUCUGGUCAGAAUGCCCAUGGGAAGAUGACUUGGGAUAUGCUAAGGCUGUGUGUGAUCAGGUUGAUGUUCCAUUGGAAGUUGUGCAUCUGACUGAUGAAUACUGGGAAAAAGUGGUCUCUUACAUCAUUGAAGAGUAUCGGAAUGGCCGUACUCCUAAUCCUGAUGUUCUCUGUAAUACAAGAAUAAAAUUUGGUGCAUUCAUGGAUGCUAUCAGUAGUAUGGAUUUCGAUUAUGUAGCCUCAGGACAUUAUGCAAAUGUGAUUCAUCCAUCUGCUGGCGCACUGAAUAAGCAUUCUAUUCUGGAGCUGUCAAGGGAUAUGGUCAAGGAUCAAACUUAUUUCCUGUCGCAUCUUGAUCAGAGUCAGCUUAAACGCCUUAUAUUUCCUCUGGGACAUACAUCAAAGGAUGAGGUCCGUAAACUUGCCAGCAUAUUUGCUCUUCCAAACAAAGAUAGGAAGGAUUCACAAGGGAUUUGUUUCCUUGGAAAAAUAAAAUUCAGUGACUUUGUUGCACGGCAUAUCGGUGAGAAUGAAGGAGUCAUAUUGGAAGCCGAGACAGGAGAUUUUCUUGGGAAGCACCGUGGAUUUUGGUUCUACACAAUUGGUCAACGGCAAGGUCUACGCCUUCGGGGACCAUGGUAUGUUGUUCAGAAGGACACUAAAAACAAUGUUGUGUUUGCGUCAAGAAACUAUUAUUCAGUUGAUAAAAGAAGACGUGUUUUUCGCGUUGGGUCUUUGAAAUGGCUUGGUGGGUUGCCUUCAGACAAUAUGAGUGAGCUGCAGUGCAAGGUUCGGCAUGGUCAGCUUUAUUGCUGCAGUUUGAGAAUAGUAGUUGGUGAAAACUGCGAUGGAGAUGUUGCUGUUGUCCAUCUAUCAGAAGAUGAUCAAGGCUUGGCGGCUGGGCAGUUUGCUGCCUUCUACCAAGGAAAGAUGUGCAUAGGCUCUGGUGUAAUACUCGAGUUUUGGGAUGAUGAAGGUUUUCCAGUGUGUGAGAAGGCUCUUGAAAUCGCUAGAAUGGAAGACAAGUCAAAGCUCGGAAAACCUGUAAAAAUUAAGGUUAAACCAGAGGGUCCUGAUGUGGGUACCAACGAGAACAACGGAAGUAUCCAUCCUUCAAGUGCGAGUAGUAAACGAGUAGACGCUGAAGAGGAGGUGACUGAUAGCUUAUCGCCGAAUUGGAUGCAACAGGUGAAACAGAAAAUUUUGCAGUUGUUUUAGAUUUUCGCGUAUGUUGUACACUUGUGCUAGAGGAUGAUGUGCGCCAAUUUUGUAAAUGUAGUUCAUCUAUUUGUUUCCUAGAGACAACUUAGCAGAUCCCACAGGGCAUAUAUUACUCUCACGUAUUGCCAUAUUUGCCAAUGUACAAUAGUGACCAUCAAUUUUUUCUCAAUAAAAUUUAUGAAAAGCUAUAUUUGGAAAAUAUAUGCUAUUAUUAUUAUUA